UUUCAGUCUAGCUCAGUUUCUUUCUGUAAUUUAAUUUCUCUCAGUCCAGUUCAUUUACUUUCAGACUUCAGUUCAGUUCAGUUCAAUUCAACUGCCUCAAUCGAAAAGAGCGGGGCCUCACAACAAUCGACUAAAUGGUCAACCACGUGCGUAGGACACCAAACGUGUCACCUUUCAGGCUUUCACUACUCUUCUUCUUACAAUCUAAACCCCGUUAAAACCUCUCCUACGCAAUUCUUUCUUUCCCUCCAAUUAAUUUAUUAAGUACACCUUUUCUUAAAAAAAAAAAAAAAAAAAAAAACAACAAAUUUCAAUUGAAUUUGAAUGCUUAAUUAAUCUCAACAACAAUCAACAAUGGCGAUCUUCAGGAAUCUAUUCAAGAUCAUCAGAAACCCUAAUCUCAAAAUCACCACAAAAUCAACUCAGCAAUUCUCUCUCCUCUCUCGCAACCCUUUUCUCUCUCCUCCUCCUUACUCUCGCUUUCUCUCUCCUCUUUCUUCCGACCUCUUCCUCUCCUUUCCAACCUUCCAUGGCCCACUCUUCCUCUCUUCUCCGCCAUGGAUGCUUUCUCAGUCUGCUACACCUCUUCUCCUUCGCAGCGACGUCGUUUUGCCGUGUAGCUUGGAGCUUCUCCGGAAGACGAAAAUGGAGUUUCCGAUCAAGUUAGGGUUUGUUGAGAAACCUUCGGAUGAGAGGAGAGAGAAAAUUGAUGAUGAGGUUGUUGUUAAUGGCGGUGGUUUGCUCGAUAGUUUUGUGAAUUUGCCUAAUUUUAUCUCGAUUUCUCGAUUGAUUUCAGGUCCUGUGCUUGGUUGGAUGAUUGUAAACGAAUGGUAUCUUCCAGCGUUUGUGGGUUUGGCAAUUUCUGGUGCUACUGAUUGGUUGGAUGGAUAUGUCGCCAGGCGGAUGGGCAUCAAUUCUGUAGUUGGAUCUUAUCUAGAUCCUCUUGCGGAUAAGGUUUUGGUUGGAUGUGUUGCUGUAGCAAUGGUAGAGAAAGGACUUCUACACCCUGGACUUGUAAGCCUCGUGGUACUGCGGGACGUAAUGCUUGUUGGUGGUGCGGUGUACAAAAGAGGCAGUAGCUUAAGUUGGCAGUGGAAGAGCUGGUAUGAUUUUUUCAACCUUGACGGAACGCGUCCCGAGAAGGUUGAGCCUUUAUUUAUCAGCAAGGUGAAUACAGUUUUCCAACUCAUCUUAGUCGCUGCUGCCUUGCUGCAACCUGAUUUGGGAACUUCAGAGACUCAAGCAUACAUCACAUAUCUGAGCUGGCUGGUGGCUUCUACAACAGUGGGCUCUACAGCUGCAUAUGGAAUGCAUUACAUGAGGAACAGAUCCAUCUCUAUUGCAAGGAGCCAUUGACCUAAAAUUUUGGCACUCAUUUCUUAAGUUGCUGAAUGGUUGCACUUCAUGGAUCACCUGUGCACAAUGCUGAGAAGGUUGGCCCGUCAGACUGUCUUCUCCACAUCAUGCGGUACUGGCAACGAAGCUCAUUUUCAAAUGCCUGUAGACUAGACAAAAAAGUUUACUCAGCCAUGCUUCAUGUUCAAGUCUCCUCAAGUAGUAGAGACUGUAUCUCUUUGAGUUCCUGAAAAUAGUGAAGACAAGCGAAAGCCGGACUCUUGCCCCCAAAAUUGCUAGACAGAUCAAGACGAUCAAAUAAUUUUGUAACCGGCCCUUCCAUCUGUGUUUUCGCCAUUUUGUAAAUUAUAAUGUUAGGUUAGAAACCCUAAGAGGCGUAAAGACAUGUAAAGGAGGGACUAUAUCAGGAAUAUCAAGUGUUCCAUUUGUUGCGUAUA
Beta vulgaris subsp. vulgaris (sugar beet) is the source of this 1793-nucleotide messenger RNA. RefSeq names its product cardiolipin synthase (CMP-forming), mitochondrial. Gene Ontology annotation, molecular function: cardiolipin synthase activity. Gene Ontology annotation, cellular component: membrane; mitochondrion. The record is from RefSeq and is a predicted model, not a curated record. The coding region runs from base 355 to 1356 and encodes 333 amino acids. The transcript is spliced from 8 exons. Lineage: Eukaryota; Viridiplantae; Streptophyta; Magnoliopsida; Caryophyllales; Amaranthaceae. Gene Ontology annotation, biological process: cardiolipin biosynthetic process.